Molecule: messenger RNA, 3699 nt
Organism: Girardinichthys multiradiatus
Lineage: Eukaryota; Metazoa; Chordata; Actinopteri; Cyprinodontiformes; Goodeidae
Product: L-serine dehydratase/L-threonine deaminase-like
Exons: 8
Coding region: 501-1472 (323 amino acids)
Biological process (GO): L-threonine catabolic process; L-serine catabolic process
Molecular function (GO): threonine deaminase activity; L-serine ammonia-lyase activity; pyridoxal phosphate binding
Source: RefSeq, a predicted model, not a curated record
GAGCACAAUUCCUUUAGAGGGGACACAACAUGCUUGUGAGUAAAACUGUCAUGGAUUCCUUCAAAGGUAAGGUAGUGACAAUUAUGCUGAUUCAAACAAGAGUUAAAUCGUUUCAAAUAAGAUCUGCGUGCAGAAGUCAUUUUUUAUCUAUGUUUUUGGUCUCUCAAGGCGGUACACAAAGCAAGGACAAAUUAGACUGCCUGAAAAUAUAAGUCAAUGCAUCUAAUUUUGACAGGUUUGGCAAAUAGCUUGCAGUCUGAGUGAAUGUUUUGGGUGUAAACUUAUUGAUCUUCACCCCAUCCCAUCCUGUCACUGACUGGGAGGGGUCUUCUUGUCAGAAAGCCCACAGAUGAUUGGAUGGAGAUGUGUCUCCUUUGGUAAGCCCACUCUUAAAGCAGGUAUAUAUUCAUUUGACAUACAGGAAGCCCAGAAAUAAGAGCGUUUGGGAAAAAUAACAUCCAGCUCAGUUUGAAUCCCUGUCCUCCAACAGUGUCUGUGAGAUGAAAACCGAGCAGCCUCUUCAUGUGGCCACUCCAGUGAGGCAGAGUCUUGCGCUCACCAAGGUGGCUGGCACCUCUAUUUACCUCAAGCUAGACUCAUCCCAGCCUACAGGUUCCUUUAAGAUCAGAGGUAUUGGCCACCUCUGUAAAACAUGGGCAGAGCGAGGAUGUGAAAGAUUUGUCUGCUGUUCAGGAGGAAACGCUGGUAUGGCAGCUGCUUAUUCUGCACGCCAGCUCGGGGUUCCUGCAACCAUCGUGGUUCCAAGUGUCACCCCUAACCAGACGGUGGAGAGGCUGAAGGAUGAGGGGGCAAACGUUGUCAUUCAUGGAAAGGGUCUGAAUGAAAGCAUUCAAUAUGGGCAGCAGCUUGUGGCAAACAACCCAGGCUGGAUUUUCGUCUCUCCCUUUGACGACCCUCUCAUAUGGGAAGGACACACAUCUUUGGUGAAGGAGCUGGAGCACGAUCUGAAGGAGAAGCCUGGAGCCAUUGUGCUGUCGGUGGGAGGCGGAGGCUUGCUGAACGGUGUGGUGGAAGGACUUUGUCGUGCCGACUGGGCUGACGUGCCCAUCGUAGCCAUGGAAACCAUGGGAGCACACAGCCUGAAUGCAGCCAUGAAAGCUGGAGAGCUCGUCACUUUACCUGUCAUCACAAGUGUUGCAACCACACUGGGCCUGGUGAGAGUGUCUGCUCAGACAAUGAAGCUAGUGGAUGAACAUACAGUUUUCUCAGAAGUGGUCACUGACCAGGAGGCUGUGAGAGCUGUCGAAUGCUUUGUAGACGAUGAAAAGAUCCUGGUGGAGCCUGCCUGCGGUGCCGCUCUGGCAGCCGUGUACAGUGACAUUAUCAAAAGGCUGCAGGCUGAGGGCAAACUGGCACGGCACCUGGGCCCAGUGGUGGUGGUUGUGUGUGGCGGUAACAACAUCAGCAUGGAGCAGCUCCAGAGGCUGAAGAAACAGCUUGGCAUGAUCUAGUGUCACUGACUACCUUGGGUCUUUCUGACCUUUUUGUCCCUGUGUGUCUUUGUCCAUUAGCCAACCACAGUCCCUAAACACUAUUAUCCAUGUGCUCCAUUGAUCGAAUCAUUCCUGACUGAAACACUCAUGAGUACAGUGGCGCGGAAUAGGGGGGUGGGUGUCAGGGGGCCAUUGUCCCCUGGUCCCACCAGACAUUUACGCUGGCUGGACCUGUGCUGAGAGGCUGUGAUCGACUCUCUCUCUCUCUUUCUCUAAUGUACUCUAGCUAUCUGUCAGUUGUCAAAUUCAGGGGGGAGUGAAUGUAAAAAAGUUUAUUUAACGUGCAGUGUGAUUUACUAAAGCUGCAAAUAAUCACGCUCAUAAUUUGUCAUUAUUUUGCGCAUCAAGGCAGCUGCAAGUUGCAACAGAACUGCGCACAGAUGACAAUUAUGGAGCCACAAACACGGCGAAGUAACCUUUGACAUCUGGAUCAUUCCAACAAACUGUGGCAAAUUGUCAAGGUCAUUGUUUCUGAACGCAAUGUCACUCAGAAACGAACGUCACAUCAUCUUUUCUCAGACACCCAGGACGGACAAAACUGUUCGUUCAAUGAAUGCUUUUUUUUUUCUUUUCUUUCUAAUCUUUUAUGUAUUAUUAUUAGUAGUAGUAGUUUUAGUAGCAGUAUUAUUAUUAUUAUUAUUAUUUGUAUUAUUAUAUUACAGUUAUUAGUUUAAAAAAUAAAGUAAAAAAUGGUUGGUUUGCCAGCAGAAGAUCUACAAAACAACAUAAUGACAUAAACUUUCAUAUUAUUUUUAUGUUUUGCUUUAAUAAGAAAAUAUUACAGUUGAGUAUAAAGGCACAAUAGUUCUGCACCGCUGUGCCAAACUGUGCCACCAUUUGCUCUCUUGCCAGUGUAUAUUAUUCACUGGUGUUCACUUUUUUCUUGAUCAGAAACUGCAGCAUUUAAAAAGCACUUGGUUAAAAUGACUAACAUGAAUGACAGGUGAAAAGAGUCACUGCAGUCUGUGCGUUUCCAGCACCACCAAUGUGUGAACAGCAUCGAUGAGACAGCGACAUGCAGACAGAAGCUAUUUAUUUCACCAAUAGCACACUUUACCACUGGUAAACACUCUCUGCCCUCUUGUUCCUGAAUGUGAUAGACGUUUAAAACACUGCUCAGUCUGCUUCCUCUGUCACACAUGAAACAUACAGACUUCUGUGUGUGUGUUUUCUAUUUAUUUAUUUAUGUAGCCUACAACAUAGCCAGCAGUGCAAGACUGCAGUAUAGACAUGGUGGCUAGUGAUAGAUGAUAAAUUUUAAAACAUUAAAAAAUGGGACACAUCUGAAAAAAAAAAAAACAGGACUCCACAUAAUGGCCUCUGUGUUUUUCUAACGCAUUUGUAUUUAUGGAUGCCAGUUUAAAAUAUGUUGAGAUUUAAGUUAUUUAUCCUCUCCUCCAUGUCUGGUGAAGUGAGAGUGAACACCAUCGAACAAGUUGUCUGGGAAGACUGUAGCAGUGUAUGACCCAUUAUGAGCCAGUCCACUGUCUGGAAAGACAGAGUCACAACCAGUAUGCACAUAUCUGGUCAUCUGCUUAAGGUCACUCUGAGAAAGAAUCUCAUACAAACUGUGAGGCACGGAGGUUACAGUGUUAUGGUUUGGGGAUACUUUGUUGCAGCAGGAGCUGGCCAACUCUCCAUCGUAGUACUCACCAUGAAUUCUACCGUGUAUCAGAAGUGGCCGGAGGAACAUCUCAGACCAUCUUUACCAAAAUUAAAGCUGAAGCAGAACUGCAGCAACUUGGCAAUGACCCAAAAAAUACCAGGAAAUCCAGCAACAGAGAAUUUGAAAAAAAGAACAUCCUUGGCAGUCUAGACAUUGAUCUCACUGAGAUGCAGUGGGGUGACGUAAAAUGAGCAGUACAUGGAAGAAACUCCUCAAACAUGUCACAGCUGAAAGUGAGGAGUGAGGCAAACUUUUCUCAGAAUCAAUGUCAGAGACAGGUAGACACAAAGAAAGUCUCGCUGCAGUUAUUUCAAACAAAGGGGGUAACACUAGCUAGGGUGUCCUAACGUUUAGCUUAGCUACGAAACAUUUUUGUUCAUACCUUUUGUUUAGUUGGUAGAACGAGUUUACUUUCUUGUUAAUGAAGUGCAAAUAACUAUCUUUAUUUUCCAGAGAAAAAUUGUAACUAAGAUUAUAUAUCAAUAUGUGAACAUUUCUUAAUAAAGAACUGAAUUUUCA